Manihot esculenta (cassava) is the source of this 2465-nucleotide messenger RNA. Its product is annotated as protein WVD2-like 7. The record is from RefSeq and is a predicted model, not a curated record. The coding region runs from base 298 to 1923 and encodes 541 amino acids. The transcript is spliced from 9 exons. NCBI's taxonomy places the organism in Eukaryota, Viridiplantae, Streptophyta, Magnoliopsida, Malpighiales, Euphorbiaceae.
AAUUCACGCCAAACCAAGGAACCCCAUUUUGUUGUCUUCUCCAAAUUCAAACCAUCCAAAAACACUGCCUGUACGUUGAAGCAAUGUGGGCCCAUAUGGUCUUGAAAACAAUGUGGCCCACUUGCUACUUUUGCUUUCUGAAUCAAGAAAAGCUUGUUUCAGCCUCCAGGCUUUUUCCAUUUGAAAUUCAAAUUCAAACGGUUCUUAUAUGCACAAAAUUGUUAUCUUGUCAAUUAGUGUAGAACAAACAAUACCAAGAAGCUCAAAGCUUGGAAGAAUUUUUUUUUCAACUAGCUCAUGGGGGAACCAACUUGUCUCAUGCAGCAACAACCCUUCUCUUAUGCUUCUGGGAUUCCCAGUGAAGCCAAUCAGGGGAAUCCUCUUCAUGCUCUUGGACAAUCCGUGUCUUUCGGAAGGUUCAUGUCUGAGUCAUUAGCUUGGGAGAAAUGGUCUACUUUCUCUCAUAACCGAUAUGUUGAAGAAGCUGAGAGAUUCUCUCGCCCUGGCUCUGUUGCUCAGAAGAAAGCUUACUUUGAAGCACAUUAUAAGAAUCUUGCUGCAAGAAAGGCAGCAGCUGCUUUGCUUGAGCAAGCAAAUGCUGCUGCUGCUAACAAUGUGUCUGAACCUGCACAUGAAGGUGAAGUUCAAGAACAUGCAACCCAAGAUCCAGGAAGUGCAGCAACCGCUGAGGCAAGCUUUGUUGCUCAUGACAAUGGAGCUUCCUCGCUUGUUGAAAUGGAAAAAUCUGAAAGCAGAAAGGUGGAAGAAGUUGCUUCCACGAGAGAAAAACAAGGUGACAUGGAGGAUUUAGCUAAGGUUGAAACUUUAAACCAAGUUAAUGUUGCUGAUAACGAGGGGGAGAUGCAAGAACCAGAGCUCAGCGGAACAAAACUAAUGGAGAAACCUUUAUUAAAGGAUUUCAUCUCUAAUGAAGAAGAUUUGGGUUCAACAAACAAGAAGAAACCUGCAGUUCACUCCUCAAAGUCGUUAAUUUCUGGUAGAACAUCUAAGCUUCCAUGCACACCAGCUAAACCUGCAGCUUCAGUUCGUAUCAGAAAAGAAAACAAUGCCACUCCAAUCAGCAAGAAAUCCGCAUUAAACUCCAUUGAUAAGAAGAGAUCAACUCCAAAAUCAACUUACAAGUCUAUGAAUUUCACUCCUGUCAGAGAACUAAAUAAAAUAACUUCUACAAUUAUCAGAAAGAUUGAUGGUUCUAAAGUUUCUUCUAAUUCUAAAGCAUCAAAAGAUUGCCCAACUCCUCUAAGGACUCCAACCACGGCCUCUAUUCUAAGAGAAACUAAACGUCCUGUAGCCACCCCUCAGUCAGAUAACAGAAGGGAAAAAACACCUCGUCAUCCUUCAGCAUCUGGGAGCAAAACGGGCCGCCCGAAAUGGCAUUUCCUGCCAACUGAUUGCUCAAAGUUUAUGAGUGCCUGCAGAAACAAAUACCAAUCCCCAAAUUUAUCUACACCUUUUAAAUUGAGGACUGAAGAGAGAGCUACAAGAAGAAAAGAGAAGCUUGAAGAGAAAUUCAAUGCUAAUCAGGCACAAAAGAUGCAGUUGCAAGCAACACUCAAGGAGAAGGCAGAAACAGAAAUUAAAAGACUGCGUCAAACACUUUGCUUCAAGGCCAGGCCUUUGCCUGAUUUUUAUAGAGAAAGAGCAACAUCAAAAAAUCAGUUGGAAAAGGUUCCUUUGACACAUCCUCAGUCACAGGACCUAGGAAGAACACCCACUUCCAGAAUUGUACAGAGCAACUCUCAACCACCUCAGAGAUCUAAAUCUCCAUUCAAGAACAACAGCUCUAAGCAUUCUAUGGGAAAGAAAAGUGAUAAUUCACAUUCGCUAACCUCACGAGUCAGAUGGAUUACGAAUGAGAAUACUUCUCCAAAUAUUCAGCAUAAACGAGUAGCAAAAAGUUGAUGAAAUUGAUUUUGCAAGGAUUUCAAUUAUAGCAAAUUCAUGAGGUAUUCUCUUGUAAUAUGUAUUGUAGAAGAAAUAGGGUGCUGUAAAGUUGAUUUGUGCAUCUGAUACUGAUUUGAAUAAAUGUAGGAAUCGAAACUUUUAAAAUUGCCAUAGUUUUGACUUUGAUCCAAUGGUUAUGAUUGGUGAGUAUCUAUCUUUAGAAAAAAAAAAAAAAAAAGAAAAACAGGGUAAACUGCCAUUUGGAUCUGUAAAUCGGCUGCUGCAUCUUAUAAUCGAUUACAUCUAGACAGAGUUGUAAAGAAAAGUUCAGGAUUCAGGCAAGAGUUUGCAGGAAGUAAUACACUGCAUUUAUAAGGCCUUGGCAAUUAGACAAGUAAAAAACUAGAACCAAGAAAACCUUAAUUAACUAACUUUCAACAAGAGGUAGUUAUUUUUUUUUACUAAAUCAUCCGAUAACUAUCAUCUUUGCUGAUAGUGAAAUUUUAUCCACAGCACCAUGCAGGUGGCAAUGAAUGUCAGGAAAAAGGUUACGAUAAUGC